GUGAUUGAUUGAUUAAAAUAAUAUGAAUGAUAGAUAACAAGACAAAAACAAUUUCUGCUGAAAACGAUAUCCCACCACUCCGACGAAUCAUUUGUCAUCAUCCACCAAUAUUCCCUUUAUCGAUACACACACUAUACGAGGUUGCAAGAAAAACACCACUACCAGAAAUUAGUGUUUCUAGCUUUAAGAUUUCAAGAAACAGAGAGAUGUUUUUCAAGGUAGCAAUUUCGAGCUUGAUCACCAUAGCCACAUCAAUUUAUUUCCUCUACUAUUUGCCGCCAUUCCCUCACAAACCCUAUUACCACUCUCUCUUCACAUCAGACUCACUCUCCGACAACGAAUCAAUCUCCAACCAUCUCUACACCCUCACGCGCCGCCCUCACAUAGCCGGCUCAGAAGCCAACGCCGAAGCCGCCGCCUACGUUCUCUCCACCCUCUCUUCCUACAGCAUCCAAUCCCACAUAGCAUCUUACCACACCGCCUUGACUUACCCAGAAUCCCGCUCCCUCGUACUCACCCGCCCUUCUCCGGACCCGCCGGUUCGGUUCAGCCUCGAGCAGGAGAUUUACGAGGGCGACCCGUAUGCUGAACCGGCCUCACAGGUGGAGCCCACUUUCCACGCCUACGCUAAAUCCGGCACCGCCGUGGGCCCCGUCGUGUUCGCGAACUACGGCCGGGUCGAAGAUUACGCCGUCUUGAAACAAAUGGGCGUUAAUAUAUCCGGCAGCGUUGUUCUCGCGAGGUACGGGAAGAUAUACAGGGGCGACAUAGUCGAGAACGCGUACGCGGCGGGGGCGAUCGGGGUUUUGAUUUUCACCGACAGGAAGGACUACGGCGGAGGUGGGGCGGCGGAGGAGAAGUGGUUUCCCGACGGGAAGUGGAUGCCGCCGAGCGGGGUGCAGGUGGGCUCGGUGUACGGUGGUGCAGGCGACCCCACCACGCCGGGGUGGCCGAGCAGUGAGGGGUGCGAGAGGAUUUCCGACGAGGAAGUCGAGAAAAGCGGAGAUGUUCCGUUGAUACCUUCUUUGCCGAUUUCGUGGGCUGAUGGUGACGUCAUUAUUCGGACAGUUGGCGGUGAAGUUGGGAUUGGUGAUGAUUGGCAAGGUGGGAAAGAUUCCCCUGUUUAUAGAGUUGGCCCUGGACCUGGUGUUGUCAAUUUGACUUAUAAGGGGAAACAAGUCAUUAGCAAAAUCGAUAAUGUCGUUGGGAUUAUCGAAGGAGCCGAAGAACCUGAUCGGUUUGUGAUUUUGGGUAAUCAUCGGGAUGCGUGGACGUUUGGAGCCGUUGAUCCGAAUAGCGGUACAGCGUGCCUUCUUGAGGUGGCGGAAAGAAUGUAUAAGCUUCAGAAGAAGGGGUGGAAGCCUAGACGAACGAUUGUAUUUUGCAAUUGGGAUGCCGAGGAGUAUGGCUUGAUAGGAUCGACAGAAUGGGUUGAAGAGAACCGAAAUAUGUUGGGAUCAAAGGUGGUGGCUUACUUGAAUGUGGAUGUUGCAGUUGGUGGACCUGGAUUUGAAGCAUCUGCAACUCCACAGCUCGAUGGAUUACUCGUACAUGUUGCUAAGCUGGUUACGGACCCGGACAACUCGUCACAAACAGUGUAUGAUUCCUGGGUUAGCUCCACAAACAAUCCUAAGAUGGGAAGACUAGGAGGUGGAGGGUCAGAUUAUGCAGCCUUUGUACAACACAUUGGUGUUCCUUCAGCUGAUUUAUCCUUUGGAGGAGGUUAUCCAGUCUAUCAUUCAAUGUAUGAUGACUUUACAUGGAUGAAAAAAUUCGGCGACCCAAUGUUCCAAAGGCACGUAGCAGUGGCAAGUCUUUGGGGUUUAGUUGCACUCAAGCUCGCAGAUGACGAACUUUUACCUUUUAACUAUCACUCUUAUGCCCUCGAGCUUCAGAAAAGUGCAGAAGAGUUGAAAGAUCGAGCGUUGAACAAGGUCGUAACCCUUGUUCCACUGCUCAAGUCAAUUAGUGAAUUCGAAAAAGCAGCCACUAAGAUAAACGAUGAGAGAGAGGCAUUAAUCGAAAGCAAAGGAUGGAAAUCAAUGUGGAAAGACGGCCAUAAAAUAAGAGAGUUGAACGACAGACUCAUGAUGGCCGAGCGUGCAUUUACAGACAGAGAGGGACUUUCCGGAAGGUCGUGGUAUAAGCAUUUGAUAUAUGCACCAUCGAAGCACGAUGAUUAUGGUUCAAAGUCCUUUCCCGGGAUAGAUGAUGCAAUUGAAAAGGCGAAGAGCAUAAAUACAACCGAGUCUUGGCGUUCCGUACAACAUGAGAUUUGGAGAGUGGCUAGAGUUAUUACACAAGCUUCAUUGUGCCUCGUUGGUAAAUUAACGUGAAUAUUAUGUUGUACAUUAUGUUGCUCCAAUGGAUUGAGAAAAAUGGUGAUUGCAUUUGGCGAGGAAAGUUCGUUUACGGAAGAAGUCGGUCGACAAAGGUCAGAAGCUCGGCCAAAUUGUAUUUAAUAAUCCUGAAUUCCGAAUUAGGUCCAACGUUUUAAUAGAUACUUCCUCCAUUCCAUUUUA
Messenger RNA from Erythranthe guttata (spotted monkey flower), 2522 nucleotides. The record is from RefSeq and is a predicted model, not a curated record. NCBI's taxonomy places the organism in Eukaryota, Viridiplantae, Streptophyta, Magnoliopsida, Lamiales, Phrymaceae.